Amyelois transitella is the source of this 3302-nucleotide messenger RNA. RefSeq names its product fer-1-like protein 6. The record is from RefSeq and is a predicted model, not a curated record. Bases 50 to 2800 code for a protein of 916 amino acids. Gene Ontology annotation, cellular component: membrane. The transcript is spliced from 17 exons. Gene Ontology annotation, biological process: plasma membrane organization. Lineage: Eukaryota; Metazoa; Arthropoda; Insecta; Lepidoptera; Pyralidae.
CUGCAGAACCAUUCCUGAACUGGAGCAGUCCAGCAUAUGGCUGGGGGUCAUGGAGUUGCGGUGCUGCGCUCCCACUAGACUCCUGGGUGAAGGGAUCAUUGACCUGGGAUCUGUAUGGGAAUCAUCAAAUCAUCAGGUUAACCAGAAGUGGAUUCAGUUAAGUUUACCAUCCACGACGGAAUCGGUCGGCUUUAUAAAAGUUGGCGUUAUAAUAAUAUACAAAGGAGACGUCGAAACGUUGGAACUGGAAUGUAAAAUGUUAAAACAAAGUAAUGAACACACUCCACAAAUAGCCGCCAUCUUGGAACAACAGAAGGCUCACUACCAAUUCACUAUUUACUCCGCAUUUAGCCUCUGUGCCCCUGACAGACGAAACGCAAAACCCUUCAACACGUUCGUCAAAGUGACAUAUUGUGGGCUUGCGGGCAAAACAGCAGUAAGACAUCAUGACAACAACCCCGUCUACAAUGAAGAGAUUUCCAUGGUGGAAAUGUUUCCAAACACCAACUCAACGGUCUGUUUUGAAGUGUGCACUCAUGAUGGUGUCACCACUAAGAUACUGGGAUCUGCCCAUUUGAAUAUGGGUUGGAUUUCUCAUGAUGGAGAGAAUGGUUUUUUGCCAACUUUUGGUCCAUCUCUGUUGCACAUGUAUGGAACAUUAUGUUUACAACAAGCGGAAGGUCCGUACAAUCGUGGAGCCAUACUAGUAUCCUUGAAAACUACAGUACCAUAUAACAAGCAAAAAGUGAGGGCAGUCAAUGUGAAGCCAGUUUCACCUCUAUUAAUCGAUAAACUCUGGGUCUGGGAAGGCUUUUGCAUCUACUGUCCUGUUUUAGACGUGUCUGUGAUAGAUUCUCAAUUUGAAGGACAAUGUGGUGUUUCAAUUACUAUUGGAGAAAUGUUUAACAAGUAUGGAGAAGAAAAAGAUGAUGAAGGAGAGUUCAAUGCAAUGCUGAAUGAAAUACGAGCCCGCAGGCUAAAUGUAUUGGAGUGUGAACUAUCUAAAACUGAUUCAUGUAAGAGCAUAGACUUUUCCAAAGGAUAUCAUGUGCUUCAAUUGGCUGCUAGACUGCCUGAUUUUCGAUUUAGAAUAUACAGGAAUAACAUCGUGAGACGUAUUGUGAAUGGUCUGGGUGCUGCCAUGGAAUUUGUGGAGGAACAAAUUAACAAUGAUAAAAGCGUGUAUAACGACUUGAUCGACAUAUUAAGAAAGGCUGUCAAUGAAGCAGAUUCUGGCAUGCUAUAUUUUUUGAAGUCAAUCGAUUCAGAAGAACCAAUGGGCCAGAAUACAGACUUUGAUGAUAAACUAUUGGCCUUACAGAUGCAAGAAAUCGGAAAUCUACGGAAUAAGCUGUCCGAUCGGUCCUCGGAUAACGUCUUAUAUUCAAUCAAAAGUAAUUCAGUUUUGACUAAGAAGUAUGUUAAAAUGGCCGUGGAGGAGGUAAAGAAAAUUGUGGAUAGAUUAACAGCUUUGGUAAAUAAGAAUCCCCAUGGUUGGCCCGAUAUUAUAGUCUGGGUUUGCAUUGGUGGAGUGAGAGUUGCAUAUCAUCGAAUAUCGCCAGGAGACAUUUUGUUUUCAUCAGAUUAUGAACAAAAUGGCCGAUUGACGGGUAGCAUGCAAACGUUAUACUUGAAGCCUUUUAAGUGUGCUAAACAUCAGAACUCUGCCGCUUGUUAUUGCAUAAUAGCUAAAAUUGAACUGCAAUUUUGGAUGGGUUUAUACAUACAGUACUUGGCUUUCGAAGACUCUUUACCACCGGGUUAUAAAAUUAAACUAAAAGGGUACAAUAUUUUUCUGAAGGCCAAUCCUAUGAUUUUGGAGUGCCGCGUAUUUAUAUACAGUGCAAAGCUGAGAGUUGGUGAUACAAACCCCAAAACUAAUGUUUUUGCUAGGGUACACAUAUUAGAUAACGUUUGUGAGACAUUAUAUCAUUUGAAAUCUUCUCUACUAACUUGGAACCAAGUUCUUAAGGUACGCUUGGAAACCUAUACGACACAAAAUAAAGUAUCGAUCAGCCCUCCUGAACUCACUGUGGAUGUUGUUGAGAGUUCUACACAGGGGAAAGAAUGUUUAGUUGGCAGAGUGAACAUACGACCGACAGUUGAUGACCGACAGUCCUAUGAAUACGCUCCAAAGCUACGAAUCUUUGAACUCUACCUUUGUACUGAGCAUGUAGGCGAAAUACUUAUGUCUGCGCAACUGUUGCAGGUUCCAGAAAAGCUGUUAAAAACUACUUCCUACACUACUUCUGCAGAGAUACGUGAAUAUGCUAAUUUAAAUAGAGACUCAAAAAUUUGUUCUAACCUCAAUGAAGUUGAAGCCUUACCUCAGAGCUUGUUGCCUCAUACGAAAUCAUACAAGAUCGAUAUAAAAUGGUGGGGAUUAAGAGACCUCUCCGUAACAAAGAAACCAUGUGUAAUUUUAGAAAUAAACAAUUUAACAGUCAAGUCAAACGUAUUAGAUAAAAAAGAAAAUUGCAAUUUUCCACAUGAACAAUCUUCCUAUAAUUUUGAGGCACCGCUUUCAGAAUCCUAUUGCCCACCUUUAAGUUUUCGACUUUAUGACUGUAGUACCUUUGGACGUACGGUGUUUCUUGGAGCAAAUGUUGUUAAGAAUCCUAGCAAAUUUCUGGUAAAGUGUAUUUCUGUGACGGAAAGAGAGCGUCAGCUCAAGGGCAAGAGAAUAAAGACUUCGACAUUUCAUCAAGGUUUUUAUUAUCUCGUUCCGAAUAUAGAGAUUGAAAUGUCCAUUUUCAGGAAAACUGCGCACAAAAACCAGUUUAAAAAUGUUGAUGUUUAAUUUUCAGCUCACGUAGCAUAUUUGAUGAAAAAAUCGCAACGUAGCGAAUGUAUCGCAGAUGCCACUAAAAAUGAGAAUGAUUUAAAAAUAUCAAAAUGGAGAAAAUUUAUCAAUAAAAAAAAACAAGUUAAUGAAAACGAAUAUAUGAUUUUACCUAUGUUUGAUAUUGAAAAUAAGACACAUGAAAACGCUUCAGCCCUAAAAGAUUGGUGGCAAAGAUAUUUUUGUUCAAAGGUUUAUAAUUGAUUUGUUCCGUCUUGGCCCGGCCACAAUCGCUUUUGUUAUCAAUAAUCAAACAAAAAUGUUGUUCUUCAAGUGCUCUUACUGUACGUACGAGUAAGAAAAAAUAAGGAUGAAACAUUAUUUACUUUACAAACUGGCCAUUACUUUACUGUUUGAUGAUACUAAUCCUAUCAUCUUGUUACUUUAUUCAAGUCAUGCCUUCUGUUACGUAUUCUACUGUGCGGAGCAAAAUCUCUGACAUAGUCUUUAACGUCAUAUU